CCCGCCCGCCAUGGCGGCGCCCGAGCCGCAGCCCCCCGAGGGCUGCAGGGCGCUGAGCGCGCUGCUGAGCGGCAUCGCCCAGGUCACCUUCCACGGCAACGCCCGCAUCACCGAGGAGCUGCUGCGCGCCCAGCUCUACCCCGAGGCGCCGCCGGAGGAGUUCCGCGCUCUGCGCGCCAAGAUGGGCGGCCUGCUGCAGUCAAUUGCUUCAGCAGACAUGGAUUCCAAUCAGCUGGAAGCUUUCCUCACUGCCCAAACCAAAAAACAAGGUGGCAUCACAUCAGAUCAGGCUGCAGUCAUUGCAAAAUUUUGGAAGAACCACCGGACUCAAAUCCACGAGAGCCUGAUUAAUCAGAGCCGCUGGGAUAAUGUCUUGAAAAACAUGAACUGGAGAGUGGACCUGAAGUCACAGCUGAGGCACAUUGAUCAGAUAAACACUCCUGUUGCGAUAGUUGAAAUGGAACUGGGAAAAAAUGGGCAGGAAUCAGAGUUUCUCUGCCUGGAGUUUGAUGAGGCCAAGAUGAGCCAGAUGCUGAAGAAACUGUCAGAAAUAGAGGAGAGUAUGACUUUGUUGACUCAGACUACUUAAUCAAAUAAAGAGAUUGCAACUUACAAAAAAAUUA
Catharus ustulatus (Swainson's thrush) is the source of this 623-nucleotide messenger RNA. It is a transcript of the gene COMMD1, whose product is annotated as copper metabolism domain containing 1. The record is from RefSeq and is a predicted model, not a curated record. Gene Ontology annotation, biological process: copper ion homeostasis; regulation of proteasomal ubiquitin-dependent protein catabolic process; positive regulation of protein ubiquitination. The transcript is spliced from 3 exons. Gene Ontology annotation, cellular component: endosome. Bases 11 to 589 code for a protein of 192 amino acids. Lineage: Eukaryota; Metazoa; Chordata; Aves; Passeriformes; Turdidae.